GGUGGGUCUUCAGAUCAAUUUUGCACAAACAAACUAGUUUUAGGAAAGGAAACAAGAAAUGGCUACAAGUGGAUCUGACGACAGCUGUAUUGCACCUGCUGAUUUUAAUUUAUCCUCGUUAAUUGAAGACAGUACUGAUGAGAGCGUUGCCAAAGAAUGCUGCCCACUGUGUUUAUCUCGCCAAAAGUCUUUCCAUUGUACAGUUUGUGUGAGAAAUGGGGACUUUGUUCUCUCAACCUCACCCAUAUCAGAAAGGUUUGCAGAGAAACAGCUGCGUCUAUUAGAAGUAAGGAAAAGACGUCAAUUCAUUGUUGACGAGUGUGAGAAAAGACUUUCCAAGAAGAAAGAAGUAGACACUGUUAAAAAUGAAAUCAAUGCGUGUAGAGACAGAAUUCAGCUUCUGCGCAGCCUUUUAUCUGCCUCUAAGGACAGCAUACGUGAAAGCCAAAGCCUUGAACAGAAAAUGAAAGAUGACAACCGCAGUCGUAGCCAGUCUGUUUUACCUAUAUGUGCUGAACGAGUGAAAAAAUUGGCAGAUAUGGUUGUUAACUCAAAAUCUAAUAUUAAGAGGAAAGAGACUGCUGUUAAUGAAUUACAAGAAAAGCUGAAAAAAGUUAUUCGUAAUAAUGUUCCUCAACUUGUACGUUUUAUAUUUCCUAUAACAGUUGUUGCCCCUACUCGCAGUAUGGAAGACUGUGAUGAUACGGUAUCAGCUCUAGCAGAUGCAACACGCACAACAUACAUUAGAGGGCGAUGGGUGUUCACUGACAGUACAGGAGAAUUGCAGCAUUGUAUUGUCGCUCCAACAUUACCUGGAUCUGGAAAUUAUUCUGCUUACAAUGACUGGGUGGCCUCAACUAAGGAUGGUGUUCCUGCUAGUGACACUGCAGAGCGUAACCCAGGUUACAACAUCAGUGCUGCUUUGACUUAUACAGCACAACUCAUUAAUGUGUUAUCAUUUUAUCUUGAUGUGCCACUCCCCUGCCAACUAAAAUACAGUGACUUUUGUGGGACAGAACUUAGUGAGCAGAAGUUUGCAAAGAGAGUGGCUCGACUCAAUUGGAAUGUGCUCCACCUCUGCUUUUCCCAGAAUGUUAGUCCUGAUAUAUUACAACCCAAUCACACUUUGUCCAAUAUUUUACAUCUGCUGAAUACUCAAGUCAGCGACCUGGGAAGGCAAGGGCCAUUGUACAUAGAUCCAAUGCUUGCAAUGUCUGUGGAAGAUCAGCUGCAAAGAGACCUUGCUCAGGCAAGUGAGGAUGUUGAUUCUUGUUCAGAAGAUGAAAGUGACGCCCUCAUUCAUAAGGAAUGGGAAAAUAUACCACUGUCAGCAGGUUGUCAAGAGAUUCCUCAAGGCUCUGCAAGCCUUCUCUCUCAACAGAUGAGUAGCCAACAAGGAACAAGUAUGGCAGGGGGUCUAGUUACAAGUAUUGCGUCCUACUGGCGAGGACUUACGGGCAACAGAUGACUCUCAAUACUCUUACUAUAUUCAAAUUAUUUUUGACAUUUGUGAAUAUGUAUUGUUAUGCAAUUUUUAACUUCUGGUCAAUCUAGCAUGAGCCACCAUGUUUUGUUUAUUUUUGUUUAAUGGUGCUCAAUGAAUCUAUGAAUGUGAUUUAAUUUCCUUCCAGAAAUUAUAAUGCAGUUUUUUUUAAAAUAAAUGUUAUUCUCUCUAUGA
Messenger RNA from Thrips palmi, 1678 nucleotides. RefSeq names its product beclin 1-associated autophagy-related key regulator (gene Atg14). The transcript is spliced from 9 exons. Bases 59 to 1468 code for a protein of 469 amino acids. Gene Ontology annotation, cellular component: extrinsic component of phagophore assembly site membrane; autophagosome; extrinsic component of omegasome membrane. NCBI's taxonomy places the organism in Eukaryota, Metazoa, Arthropoda, Insecta, Thysanoptera, Thripidae. The record is from RefSeq and is a predicted model, not a curated record. Gene Ontology annotation, biological process: mitophagy; cellular response to starvation; autophagosome assembly.